CUGAGCACAGAAACAAACUUGACUGUUUUGCAACACUCUGCAUACCCAGUCCAAAGAGAUCAGACUAAGGCAGAAGCAAACAGACCGGCACUAGGAAGAAUGACAUUGGGACAGACAGAUGCCAUAGCCCAAGAGAGACAGGUGACAACAGGAGAAUGGCCUGCGGCUGUCCUUCCACAAGAACCUUCCAUUACAACCCAGAAGUGCCUGCCAAACCAAGAUUCUGUUGCUGAAGCAGAUUCCAGUUCAGCUGAGAACCCCGAAGACACUGAGGACAAUGAAGAAUUCCUAGAGAAGCUCAUGUCCAUCACCUCAGACAGCUUACCUCAGCUGGAGAUAGAGGAGAAGUACAGCAUAGCCAAGGAACUAGGAAGUGGCUCCUAUGGACAUGUUCUGCAGGUUCAGCACUGUGAGAGAGGGACCAUAAUGGCUCUGAAGAUGAUGUCUAAGGAACGCACAGGGAGACGGGAGUUUCUGCGAGAAUACUGUAUCUCUCUCUGCCUUUCCUCACACCAUGCCCUUGUGCGAACCAUUGGCAGUGCUUUUGAGACGUCCACACAUUAUGGAUUUGCACAAGAGCUGGCACCAGCUGGGGAUCUCUGUACUAUUCUGAGUUCAGAGGAGGGCCUUCCUGAAGUGCAGGUGAAACGCUGUGCAGCCCAGUUGGCUGAAGCUCUGGAUUUCAUGCAUGGCAAAGCCUUAGUGCACAGGGACAUAAAGCUGGACAAUGUAUUGCUUUUUGACAGAGAGUGCCACCAUGUGAAACUGUCUGACUUUGGUCUGACGCGACUGGAAGGCACAAAAAUAGCAGCCAUGUCUGGCACCCUGCCUUAUUCCCCACCUGAACUGUGCCUGUUAGAAGGCACAGAGACUCUGUCUCUGGACUCCAGUCUGGACGUCUGGGCCUUUGGGGUGCUGCUGUUCUGCCUCUGCACUGGCUGCUUCCCUUGGGAUGUAGCAAUGAGCCCUGAUCCUCAGUUUGAGGAAUUUGGCAUCUGGCAGAACCGCACAGUGCCAGGGGAGGCUCCAGGCCUGUGGAAAACCUUCACAACUCACCUCUUGGAGAUGUUCCGCCGCUUAAUGACCAUUGACCCUGAUCGUCGCAGUCCUGCUAUUGAAGUGCACAAAUAUUUACGUCUGCCUUGGCGGGUGAACACAUGUGGUGGGACACAGAACCCCCCAGGUGUUGCUCUCAAAGGAGCAGAUUUUGAUGGCUUCCUCAGUGGCCCUACUGAGAACACUAUUGACCCGGACAGCAGCUCUAAGGGGAAUUGUAUUGGGCAAAUGCAACCAGAAGUGGUUGUCUCAGAGAAAACCCAUGCCAUACAAAUGGGUCCCAGUUCUGGAAGCAAUUGCAACCCACAGGAAGGCUCAAGGCUAGCUGAGUCUGGGCUCCAACCUUGAAGAAAGCCUUGAAUGAGUAAAUAACCCCCUUCUAUGAGCAGAUCAAAUGGAGCUUAAAGACCCAAGUUAAAAAGGGAGGACUUAGCAGUACUAUGAGGCUAAGGAGGAGCUUUCAGAACACUUGGUGAAGUAGUGCCACUUUCCCACUCUGUUAGUCAGGGCAGAGUAGAACUAGCCACUCAGUAGAGACAGCUCUGUGACCAGAGGUUGGUUAGUAGUGAUAUCAAUAUGACAACUUUAGAGAUAUCAAUCUUCACUUCUUUCAUUUUCACACAACCAAGAACAAAUAAUUUCAAGGUUGUUUCCCUACUGGGAAAGAUUACUUGAGUUUUUGAACAUUUUGUAUUUUUUAAAAAUAUUUCAAGACUUUUUUUUGGAAAAAAAAUCAUUUGCACAAAAACAGUGGAUUUUAAAAAUUUCUGUACUAAAAAAAAUAUCCUUCCUUAAAUUCUCACAGUGAUUGGCCACUUUCUCAGUAGAAUGGCCCGAGCUGGCAAGACACCCCUUUCUUUUAGUGGAUGACAAAAUGCACAAGUACACUUUACACAACAAUUUCCAUUUAAUUAUCUGAACAGCAACACCAUCCUAGAAGUUAUGAGUUGAUUCCAGACUAGUAUC
Sceloporus undulatus (fence lizard) is the source of this 2022-nucleotide messenger RNA. It is a transcript of the gene SBK3, whose product is annotated as SH3 domain binding kinase family member 3. The transcript is spliced from 4 exons. The record is from RefSeq and is a predicted model, not a curated record. Gene Ontology annotation, biological process: peptidyl-threonine phosphorylation; peptidyl-serine phosphorylation. Gene Ontology annotation, molecular function: protein serine/threonine kinase activity; ATP binding. The coding region runs from base 100 to 1404 and encodes 434 amino acids. NCBI's taxonomy places the organism in Eukaryota, Metazoa, Chordata, Lepidosauria, Squamata, Phrynosomatidae.